AUGUCGGUGGGCAACUGCGCACGACCGCUCCUCCGUUCUGGCCGAGCGGCCUCUCGGUCGAUAUCCCACAGGCAACCAAUCUCCACUUCGGGUCCCCGGUACUCCCAAACUUCAAACAAUGCGGGCUCUUCAGCACCGCAGUCCUCCAAGUGGACGGGAUCUUCCGUCAUGGCCGUGGCUUUGGGUGCUGGAAUUGCUGGAUGGGCAACUGCUUCGCUUAGUCCGGAAACCGCAUUCGUAGCGGGUGACCUCCUGCCUCGUCUCGGAGGUCACAAGACUCUGUUGGACGCCGGAAAGCGCCCUCGCUAUGCAAAUUUGAAGGACAUGGAAAAGGCGCUGGACGAAAUCCGGCAGGCAUUCGGCCACGAAGACAUUAUUUCCACGGACCCGGAGGACUUGUAUGCCCAUGGAUACUCCGAGUGGUCGACCACGAACCCAGAUGGCCUCCCUGUCGCCGUAGCGUAUCCGCGCUCGACCGAGGAGGUGUCGAUCCUAGCUCGGAUAUGCUACAAGUACCGCGUGCCAAUCAUCCCCUACUCCGGAGGAUCCAGUCUCGAAGGCAACUUCUCGGCUCCUUACGGAGGUAUUAGUGUCGAUUUCGCCUUUAUGGACAAGAUUAUUCAGUUCAACAAGGAUGAUAUGGAUAUUGUGGUGCAGCCGAGCAUUGGGUGGCAGGAUUUGAAUGAGCAGCUUGCAAAGCAGGGAAGUGGACUUUUCUUCCCCAUCGAUCCAGGCCCGAGUGCAAAGAUUGGUGGCAUGAUUGGAACCAACUGUUCUGGAACUAAUGCCGUCAAGUAUGGCACCAUGAAGGACUGGGUUAUCAACCUGACAGUCGUGCUAGCAGAUGGCACGGUGAUCAAAACGAGACGUCGACCGAGGAAAUCAUCCGCGGGCUAUAACCUUAACGGCAUUUUCGUUGGCUCCGAAGGCACUUUGGGACUGGUAACCGAAGCGACCCUCAAGCUUGCCGUCAUCCCGGAAGAUCUCUCGGUAGCUGUAGUCCCCUUUCCGUCCAUCCGCGACGCAGCCUCUGCCGCCGCCGAGGUAAUGCAGUCCGGUAUUCCCGUGGCCGCCAUGGAGAUUAUGGACGAAGUCCAAAUGAAGGUUGUCAACAUGGGAGGCGCCACCAAACCUCGGACGUGGAAGGAGCAGCCCACGCUCUUCUUCAAGUUUGCCGGUACCAAGAGCAGUGUCAAGGAGAAUAUCAACCAGGUGCAACGAAUUGCCAAGGCGCACAAGGGGGGAAAUUUUGAGUUUGCCAAGGACGAGCAGGAGCAAAAGUUGUUGUGGUCGGCUAGGAAGGAGUCUUUGUGGUCGAUGCUUGCCCUGAGAAAGGAUGGAGAGGAAGUUUGGAGCACCGACGUCGCAGUACCCUUCAGCCGACUUGCCGACAUCAUUGAAGUGAGCAAGAAGGAGAUGGAUGACCUCGGCUUGUUCGCCAGCAUACUCGGCCACAUUGGAGACGGCAACUUCCACGAGAGCAUCAUUUACAACCGCACCAAGAAGGAGGAGCGCGACAAGGUCGAAAAGUGCGUCAAGAACAUGGUCAAGCGCGCCAUCGACAUGGAGGGCACCUGUACCGGUGAGCACUCUGUUGGAUGGGGUAAGAAGGACUCGCUCCUGCUCGAGGUUGGUCCUGAUACUCUUGGGGUGAUGAGAGCGAUCAAGCGGGCUCUAGAUCCGCACUGGAUCAUGAACCCUGGAAAGAUCAUGGAUGUUCCUUGA
Messenger RNA from Scedosporium apiospermum, 1725 nucleotides. RefSeq lists its product as uncharacterized. NCBI's taxonomy places the organism in Eukaryota, Fungi, Ascomycota, Sordariomycetes, Microascales, Microascaceae. Gene Ontology annotation, cellular component: mitochondrion. The transcript is spliced from 5 exons. The record is from RefSeq and is a predicted model, not a curated record. Gene Ontology annotation, molecular function: FAD binding; D-lactate dehydrogenase (cytochrome) activity; D-lactate dehydrogenase (NAD+) activity. Gene Ontology annotation, biological process: lactate catabolic process. Bases 1 to 1725 code for a protein of 574 amino acids.